CGCGCACUCGGGGCGGAGGGAGGGCGGCGGAGCCGGCAGCGUGCAGCCUGCAGCCCGGGCGCCCCAGCGCCGCGCAGCACCGGGCCCGCGGCAGCGGAGCGCGGGGACCAGCGGAAGGAGCGCGGCGAGCCGGACCCGGGGCGCCGCCGGCUCUGCCCCGCGCCCCUCGGGCGCUGCCGAGCGCCGCCCGGUUUCUCCUUUGUGCCCGGCCCCCGGCGGCCGCCGCGCCGGCUCCGCGGGAAUAAUGCGGGGCGUGUGGCUGGCGCUCACCGUCAGCUUCGUGGCCUGCGCCUCCGGGCAGCCGAGAACAGAUUUGACUUCUGAUAAAGAUUUAUACCUUGACAACAGCUCUGUUGAAGAAGCAUCAGGCGUCUAUCCAAUUGAUGAUGAUGAUUAUUCUUCUGGGUCAGGUUCAGGUGCUGAAGAAGAGGAGGAUAGUGCAGUGAUAACAACAUCCAGGACGCUUCCAAAGUUACCAACUACUAGUGAUGCAUCUAGGACUGAGACCACCACAGUGAAAAUGCAGACCAAGGUGCCUGCACAAACAAAGUCACCUGAAGAAAUUGAUAAAGAGGAAAGAUCUGAGGUGGAUGCCAAGAAAAAGAGUGAUGAGCCAGGGGAUGACACCGAUGUGUUCACUGAGAAGCAUUCAGAAAAUCUCUUUCAGAGAACAGAAGUUCUGGCAGCUGUUAUUGCUGGCGGAGUUAUCGGUUUUCUUUUCGCAAUCUUCCUUAUCCUGCUGCUGGUAUAUCGCAUGAGAAAGAAGGAUGAAGGCAGUUACGACCUUGGUGAACGUAAACCAUCCUGUGCUGCCUAUCAAAAGGCACCUACUAAGGAGUUUUAUGCAUAAAAUUCCAAUUUAGUGUCUCUAUUUAUGAGAUCACUGAACUUUUUUAAAUAAAGCUUUUGCAUAGAAUAAUGAAGAUUUUUUUUUUUUUCAUUAAAGAGCCAUUAUGGCACCUUUAUGAUAAAACCCCAUUGUAUUUAAAACUUUUCAUGUAUUCCUUUAAAAAUGUAAAAUUAAAACUUAACAUUUGCAGUGUUCUGUGAAUAACAGUGGCAAAGCAUUAUUUUAUAAAACCAUUGAUGUUCACUGAAUGAUUUUUAAAACUUUAUGCAUAAAUAUAAAAUAAUGAAAAAUAUUGUUUUAUCCUAUGGUUCAAUGAAAGUUGUUUAAUUUUUGUCAGCAUGUCUCAGAUUGAUCUUACAAGUUAGUUUUUAUUUCAUUAAUUUAUCUGUUUCCAAAAAAUGCCUUUUUGUAGUUGUCAUGGUGCAAUUUGUCUUCAGAUAAUUCAGAUAACAGUAACUUUUAGUGUAAAUGUAAUUUUUCAGCUAUGUAAACUUUAACCUCCACUUUGUAUAAAUUUAAGUGUCAGAUUAUCAAUUUUACACUUUGCAUUGUUUCUCAGCUUACCUGUAGCUUCAGUGAGAUUUGUAACAGCAAAUUAAUGUGUAAAAUUGGAUUAUUACUACAAACUGUAUAGUCGUAUUCUUACUAAACAAAUCUCCUGUAAGGAAGAUUUGGAGUAAGCUACUGACGAACCUAAGCAAACCCAAAGACUCUAACAGUAUUUUGAGAAGUUGCUGCAGAUUUCUAUGGCCACUGUAUUUGUUAAUUAUUUGCAAUUUGAAGGUACAAGUAGAGGUUUAAAUUUUUGUUCUUUAAAAAUGCAUUUAAGUUGUAAACGUCUUUUAAAGCCUUUGAAGUGCCUAUGAUUAUAUGUGACUCGUCGCAGACUGGUGUUAAUGAGUAUAUAACAGUAAAAGAAAAUGUUGGUAUUUUAUAAGCACAGACAAUUCUAAUGGUAACUUUUGUAGUCUUACAUGGAUAGACAUAAUUGUAAUUUGGGAACAUAAACACUACUGAAUAAAUCAUGUGGCCUAAUACUGAGAA
Molecule: messenger RNA, 1894 nt
Organism: Myiozetetes cayanensis
Lineage: Eukaryota; Metazoa; Chordata; Aves; Passeriformes; Tyrannidae
Gene: SDC2
Product: syndecan 2
Exons: 5
Coding region: 245-850 (201 amino acids)
Biological process (GO): dendrite morphogenesis; cell migration
Cellular component (GO): cell surface; membrane
Source: RefSeq, a predicted model, not a curated record